UAAGAGGUGGUUUGGGUGCUGCUGAAGGUCAUUGUCUCAAUUUGUCUGGUGUUUGCAGAAGAGAUGUCUGCAAAGUAGUAGAAGAUCAAAUUGGUGCCUGCCGAAGAAGGAUGAAGUGCUGUAGAGCAUGGUGGAUUUUAAUGCCAAUUCCAACACCACUUAUCAUGUCAGAUUAUCAAGAACCCCUUAAACCUAAGUUGAAAUGA
Piliocolobus tephrosceles (Ugandan red Colobus) is the source of this 206-nucleotide messenger RNA. Its product is annotated as beta-defensin 109. Gene Ontology annotation, cellular component: extracellular region. The annotation marks the transcript as partial. The transcript has a single exon. The record is from RefSeq and is a predicted model, not a curated record. Gene Ontology annotation, molecular function: chemoattractant activity; CCR6 chemokine receptor binding. Gene Ontology annotation, biological process: cell chemotaxis; defense response to bacterium. NCBI's taxonomy places the organism in Eukaryota, Metazoa, Chordata, Mammalia, Primates, Cercopithecidae.